Molecule: messenger RNA, 1336 nt
Organism: Rhodofomes roseus
Lineage: Eukaryota; Fungi; Basidiomycota; Agaricomycetes; Polyporales; Fomitopsidaceae
Product: Mdm33 family-domain-containing protein
Exons: 2
Coding region: 179-1303 (374 amino acids)
Biological process (GO): inner mitochondrial membrane organization
Cellular component (GO): mitochondrial inner membrane
Source: RefSeq, a predicted model, not a curated record
CGGGGAUUAACACGACGCGAUAUACACCAGUCACGUGGUACGCGUAGCACAGGCAAAUCGCGAAGUGUGCCAGUGGCUGCAGCUGCUGCCGCCGUACGCAUCCGUAUUCCCGACAAGCCCGCUGGACGCGGCCGCCCACUCAUCGUUCCAAGCUCCAUUGCUAUCCUUGUGCUUGGACAUGCUCAGGACGUCCCUCUUUCGGCCGUCAUUUCACUGUGCCUCCUGCUUGUCUGCUCCCCGACUCGUCCCCAUCCACCAUGCAUUCCGCGCUCGCGCUCAGCUUAGGCUCAAAAUCACCAAUGCGGCGCCACCUCCCAAACCAUCCGAUGAGACUCAGCCGGGGCCUUCGCAACCUCGAGAGCAAGAGAAGAUAGCCUCGUCCAACGUCGAUGCCAUCGCGGAGGUGCGAGAACGGGUGCAGCAGUGGACAACACACACGGCUACCGCCGCGCGCCGGCGGAUAGACCAGUUCACUGCGGAUGUAGCGCGGUCCUUCUCUCAGCUGGGGAAGGAGAUCAACAAGGCGACAGGGUAUGGGGAGAUCGAGGAGCUGAAGAGACGAGUCGUGACACAGGAGGGGCGGAUCGAGGCCGUCCGACGGGAAGCCCGUGAAGCAAAGGAGGCAUACGACUCCGCCGUGCGGCUACGGGCGUCCUCACAACGCGAGGUGAAUGACCUGCUGCAGCGCAAGUCGACUUGGUCGGACCAGGACGUAAUCCGGUUCACAGAGCUCGUGCGCAAGGACCACCUGCACGAGCAGGAGGAGACGCGCGCGAAGCUAGCCGCGUCGGUGGCGGAGGACGCGGUCGAGCGCGAGUUCAGCGAGCUCAUGCGCGUUAUCCUGAACCGCUACCACGAGGAGCAGGCGUGGUCGGACAAGAUCCGCAGCGCGUCGACGUACGGCUCGCUCGCGGUCAUGGGCGUGAACAUGCUCGUAUUCGUGCUCGCGAUCGUCUUGGUCGAGCCGUGGAAGCGCAAAAGGCUCGCGCAGACGUUCGAGCGCAAGGUCGAGGAGAUGUCGGCGGAGAACGCGGCGAUGCUCGAGGGCAAGGCGGAUGCAUUGGUGCAGCGGAUGGAGGCCCAGGACCGCGUGUUGUCGCAGAUCAUGGAGACGGUGUACUACUCGACCCAGCCGUCUGUGGCCUCGACGGUAGUCGCAGCUGCUGACGACGGUGGACGUGCUGCAGAGCGGACUCGGACUCUACACAUACUGACUUCUGAUCGCGCUGUUGCCUUUGCGAUCGCGUCAAGCGCAACAGUCGCUGCAAUUGUAGGCUGGCUAGCCCGUAGUUGGUAUAGUUAGUAACAAUGCAUUUGAAGCAGCAGCUACUAUCAA